Linnemannia hyalina is the source of this 906-nucleotide messenger RNA. Lineage: Eukaryota; Fungi; Mortierellomycota; Mortierellomycetes; Mortierellales; Mortierellaceae. The record is from the annotation of a GenBank genome assembly.
AUGUCAGCAACACGACUCACCUCGCUCUCACGCUUUUCGUUGCCCCUUCACCAACAGCACCAGCACUUCUUCAAGCAACUCCCAACCCGCCUUCAAUCCCUCUCACGACCAUUGUUCCUCAACCCGACCAUUAUCGCUCGGCACAAACAGUCUAUGGCUCCCAACGACAAUUUUGCUCUCCCUGUCCCCACCAAGGCGGAUGCCAAAGUCCUUGCUGAGGCAUCCAGAUCCACCACAUCAACCUACCAGCUCCUGUACUUUCCUAUGCAUGGUCGUGGUGAAUUGACCCGUACCCUCCUUGUUUUCAGCGGUGCCAAGUGGGAAGAACUCCCUCUCGACUUGAGUGUUCAAAAGCAGCAGUUGCCAUUCAAGCUCAUCCCCAUCUUGUACGAAACCGCCCCGGACGGCACGAUCCUCGAGUUGGCAGAAUCCCACGCCAUUGAACGCUACCUGGCCACCAAAUACGGUCUCUACGGCUCCGACCCUUACUCGACCCACAAGAUUGACCAAAUCUACACUUCAACCGAUUUCGCUAACCAAUUGUUCUGGCAACGAGUCCGCUGGGCACCCCUCGACAAGCGUAUCGAAGAGGCCCACAAGUUCUACGACGAGAUCCUGCCGCCCUACAUUGCAAAUCAUGAAUCCCAGUUGGAGAAGAAUGGAGAGAAUGGGUAUUAUUUUGGGGAGAGUAUUACGUUGGCGGAUUUGAAGUCGGCGCAUUUUAUCGAUAGGGUGUUGUUUAUGAGACCAAAGGGAGCCAAGGAGCCACCGUUCUCGAAGGAGAAGAGUCCGAACUUGUGGAAGGUGCUGCAGACAGUGAAUGGACACCCGGCCAUGGCGGCGUGGAAGAAGACACAGCGAUAUCAGGAUCUUGAUGCUGGUAGCUUGAGCUUUUUCCAGUUUUGA